Messenger RNA from Conger conger (European conger), 1302 nucleotides. RefSeq names its product sorting nexin 3 (gene snx3). The record is from RefSeq and is a predicted model, not a curated record. NCBI's taxonomy places the organism in Eukaryota, Metazoa, Chordata, Actinopteri, Anguilliformes, Congridae. Gene Ontology annotation, biological process: late endosome to Golgi transport; endocytic recycling. The transcript is spliced from 4 exons. The coding region runs from base 91 to 579 and encodes 162 amino acids. Gene Ontology annotation, cellular component: early endosome membrane; retromer complex. Gene Ontology annotation, molecular function: phosphatidylinositol-3-phosphate binding.
CGUCAGUUCCAAGUGUCAGCUGCAACUCAGCUGAUCGGAAGUGGCAAUGUAGAGUUGAAACAACAGGAGCUUUCGUGAGGGAGAAUAGACAUGGCCGAGACUAUAGCCGAUACACGGAGGUUGCUCUCCAAGCCACAGACUCUAAAUGACGCAUAUGGACCGCCAAGUAAUUUUUUAGAGAUUGACGUGAGCAACCCAGAGACGGUCGGCGUUGGCAGGGGCAGAUUCACUACCUAUGAGAUUAGACUGAAGACCAACCUCCCCAUUUUCAAGCUGAAGGAGUCGUGUGUGCGGAGGCGUUACAGUGACUUUGAGUGGCUCCGGAGCGAGCUGGAGAGGGAGAGCAAGGUCGUUGUUCCGCCGCUCCCCGGAAAAGCUUUAUUCCGGCAGCUGCCCUUCCGGGGAGACGAUGGAAUAUUUGACGAUUCCUUCAUCGAGGAGCGGAGGGUGGGUCUGGAGCAGUUCCUCAACAAGGUGGCGGGGCACCCCCUGGCCCAGAGCGAGCGGUGCCUCCACAUCUUUUUACAGGACGAGUCCGUAGACAAAAAUUACACGCCUUCCAAAGUCAGACAAGCCUAGACGCUUCAGGCCACUGCGAGAACCGAAGAGAACCCUGAAUUUUCACCACCCAAAGUCCCGCGCGACGGCUUUUCAGCUUCGGACAAACACCUUAUUAAUCAGUGUUAUUUUUAAGAAAUCACUUUGUUUUUCUCUGUCUUGAUUAUGUUUUGUGGUGCUUUCUGAAUCGCCUCUUAAUUGAAUCGAACACUGAAGCAACUGUGCAUAGCUGUUAACAAUGAAUGAUUUUUUUUUUUUUUUUCUUCUCGUGAAAGCACUAACGCAGUACUUUGUUAAUUGCAUUGCUCGAUCAUUUACAGUGUGAAUAUAAACAUCAAAUGAUAUGAAUUUCAAUAACACAGGACCCUCUGCAUGCGUUUCUCACUGUUUCUCACUACUCUUCUCCCAGUCCUGCUCAUUUGCCUCAUGGUUUAAUCACUGACAUUUUAUUAUUAUUUUUUUUCUCCAUUUGGCAUUGAGAAGAUAUGUCUCUGAUUCCUUCCAUGAUCUGAAACGUUUGUGUGUGUGUGUGUGUGUGUGUGUGUGUGUGUGUGUGUGUGUGUGUCGCCACCAGCACCUCCUUGGAGCCUGUAAAUGAUUUUGUAAUGGAUCAAAACCGGGAGUAAUGUCAUUUAUAUGGUGUACAUUUGAAAUUUGUAUAAUUGUUAUACCAUUUUGUUUACUUGACAUGUUCUCUCUCUCUCUCUUUUUUUUUUUUUCAAUAAAACAGUUCAAUCCCUCUCA